AUGGGUAAAAGAAAAUCAAAACAGUCGAUCUCGACCAGCGUGUGUCCAAUCAAGGUAAAACAGAAGUUAUCUAAAACUGGGAUACACAAGAGAACGAAGAAGAAUAAAAAUAAACAAAAUAAAAAUAUAAAAAAGUUAUUUGAUAACCUGCGCACUGAAGCUAGUUCCUCAAACAGCAGUAUUAAUACUGUAAUAGAGAUUGUCGAUAAUACUCAGGAAACAAAUGAAAGCACUGAAAAUUUACCAAUUGUAAUAGAAGACGACACAAUAGUAAAUUCACCAAGUAAAGUUGAAACACCACGUGCCAGUUUCAAUCUAUGUCCUAUUCAGUGCUCCACACCUAAAUAUAAAAUUUCAAAUAAUAAUAAUAAUGAUUGUGAUUUUAGUAAUGAUGUUGUUAAUCUUACCAGAGAGAUUAAUAAUGAUUCUUAUGUAACUAUAGAUUUAACAGCAGAUAGCACAGGCCACACAACUAAACACAACACUGUGAUCGAUUUAAUUAAUAAUUCAUCAUUAGAUUCCAAUAUAUCUAUGAGCGGUGAUUUGGAUGUCACCGUUAUUAAUACUAAAAAGCAUUCAAAUAGAAAUCAAUUGCGCAAGUUUGUAACUGGUAUAGCUAAUAUGGACUCAUCAGAAAAAGGAAAGCUGUUAGAAAUGAUUGCUCAAAAGAUUUUCAGCGGUUGUGAUGGCCCUCAUAGUCUACACAGUCUUAGAAAUGGCAUCAGCAGAGCAACUGAAACCAUAGAAGAUGCUUUUAUAAGGGAAGUAAUUCUUGGACAGGCGCCUUCAAGGAAUAGUAUCGGAAGUAACAUCUACAAUCCUGAAAGGGAUAUUAGAAAUAAGACUGGGCUCCGAAUGGUUGUGAUAGAUGGCAGCAAUGUCGCGAUGCAACACACAAAAGGCCGGAUAUUCUCAGUGAAAGGAUUAAAAAUAUGUAUAGACUAUUUCGUGAAUCGAGGCCAUGUUGUGAAAGCUUUUGUGCCACACUUUAGAUGUAAGUUAGGGAAGAGUACCGAUGGACGGUUGCUAGAUCAGUUGGAGAGACAAGGUUUAGUUGUGUACACUCCAUCGAGGGAGAUACAGGGUCGAUUUAUCACUUCGUAUGAUGACAGAUAUAUUGUACAAUGUGCAGCUGAGUUUGACGGCGUAAUUGUCUCUGGCGACAACUACAGAGAUCUAAUGGCCGAGAAUCCAAGAUGGCGUUACAUCAUAGAGAAUAGACUGUUACAAUUCACUUGGGUUGGGGACAUGAUAAUGUUCCCCAGGGAUCCUUUAGGAAGAGACGGGCCAACGUUAGAGCAAUUUCUGCGGCAUCCGUUCCCUAAUGAAAGAAAAUAA
This is a messenger RNA of Leptosia nina, 1338 nucleotides long. The record is from the annotation of a GenBank genome assembly. NCBI's taxonomy places the organism in Eukaryota, Metazoa, Arthropoda, Insecta, Lepidoptera, Pieridae.